AUGGAUAAGAGGAGGUUGGUGAAGAAUUCUAUUCUUGAUUGGGGUGCAGACAUUAUAUGUUUGCAGGAAACAAAGCUUGAGGGGGAUAUAGAAGAUGUUGUUAAUUAUAUUUGGGGAGGAAGAUGGGCAAGUUAUGCAUGUCUAGAAGCCAGUGGAACUAGAGGUGGAAUCAUGAUGAUAUGGGAUAGAAGGGUAUGGAAAGGGGAGAUUUUUCAGAUUGGGUCAUAUACUUUGACUUGCAGAUUUGAAAGCCAGUUACAGAACUUUGAAUGCCAUAUUACAGGGGUGUAUGCUCCAAAUUGUGACAUUGAAAGAGAAGGGGUUUGGUGGGAAAUAAGUGCUGUCAGGGGUCUGAUGGAAGGCCCAUGGGCAAUUUGUGGGGAUUUCAAUAUUGUUAGAUUCCCGACAGAGAAAAGAAAUUGUAGGAGAAGAGGGGACAAUCACACUAGUGCUUCAAGAAUUGACAGAAUCCUGAUCUCUGAAGAGUGGGAUGACAGUUUUAGCAAUAUUAAACAAUCUCUCCUUCAGAGAGUGACAUCUGAUCAUGUCCCUAUUGUUCUGCAAUGUGGAGAUUGGGACCAACCAAAGUCAUAUUUCAAAUUUGACAAUUGGUGGUUGAAAACUGAUGGCUUUGUUGAUAGAAUUAAGAGCUGGUGGACAACAUUUGACUUCGAAGGGAAACCUGAUUAUAUUCUAGCUUGUAAAUUGAAGGCUUUGAAAGGUAAACUAAGAGAGUGGAGCAAAAGCAGCCAAGGCAGCCUGAAAGUACAAAAAUCAGACCUGCUUAAUCAAUUGGCAGUACUGGACAGUGUACUAGAAGAAAGAAUUCUAACUGAAGGGGAAAUGGUGGAGAAGGCAUCACUAUUGCUGAAGUAUGAAGAUCUUCUGAAAAAUGAAGAAGUGGCCUGGAGGCAAAGGUCCAGGGCCAUCUGGCUCAAAGAAGGAGACAAGAAUACAAAGUUCUUUCAUAAGACUGCCAAUGCUCACAAAAGGUGCAACAACAUUGAUCACUUAAUGAUCCAGGAAGAAUUAAUCACAGAACCACAGAGAAUCAAGAAUGAGAUAGUAGAUUUCUACAAAACACUCUACACUGAGACUGAAGAAUGGAGACCUGCAAGCAAUUUUGGGAAUUGUCCAACAAUAACUGAGCAAGAUAAGAAUUUGCUACAAAGCAGAUUCGAUGAACAAGAAGUUUUGGGGUGUUUGAAAUGUGUGUGCUACGGACAAGGCUCCAGGACCUGA
This is a messenger RNA of Lycium ferocissimum, 1242 nucleotides long. RefSeq lists its product as uncharacterized. Gene Ontology annotation, biological process: DNA repair. The transcript has 2 exons. The coding region runs from base 1 to 1242 and encodes 413 amino acids. Gene Ontology annotation, molecular function: endonuclease activity; DNA binding. Lineage: Eukaryota; Viridiplantae; Streptophyta; Magnoliopsida; Solanales; Solanaceae. The record is from RefSeq and is a predicted model, not a curated record.